Messenger RNA from Suricata suricatta (meerkat), 1572 nucleotides. It is a transcript of the gene NSUN5, whose product is annotated as NOP2/Sun RNA methyltransferase 5. The coding region runs from base 34 to 1449 and encodes 471 amino acids. Gene Ontology annotation, molecular function: methyltransferase activity. The record is from RefSeq and is a predicted model, not a curated record. Gene Ontology annotation, cellular component: nucleolus. Gene Ontology annotation, biological process: rRNA base methylation. The transcript is spliced from 11 exons. Lineage: Eukaryota; Metazoa; Chordata; Mammalia; Carnivora; Herpestidae.
GCGACAGGGCCGUAAAGGCGCGCGGAGCGGAGCAUGGCGGUCUACGCGACGGCGGCGGCCGUGCUGGCGGGCGUGGAGAGCCGGCGGGGUUCCAUCAAGAGUCUGGUGUACGCCAGCAGCUUCCAGAACGUGAAGCAGCUGUACGCGCUGGUCUGCGAGACCCAGCGCUACUCCUCCGUGCUGGACGCCGUGAUCGCCAGCGCCGGCCUCCUCCGCGCCGAGAAGAAACUGCGGCCGCACCUGGCCAAGGUACUGGUGUAUGAGUUGUUGAUGGGAAAGGGCUUUAAAGGUGGCGGUGGGGGCCGAUGGAAACCUUUGCUGGACCGGCACCGGGCAAGGCUGAAGGCUGAGCUGGCGCGGCUCAAGGUGCAUCGAGGUGUGAGCAAGAACGAGGACCUGCUGCAGGUGGAAUCCAAACCCGGUCCAGCCUCGCAGGUGCCUCGGUUUGUGCGGGUGAACACCCUGAAGAGCUGCCCUGAUGACGCCGUCGAUUACUUCAAGAGACAAGGUUUCUCCUAUCAGGGUCGGGCUUCCAGCCUCGAGGACCUCCGGACUCUCAAAGGGAAGUGCUUUCUUCUGGAUCCCUUGCUGCCAGAGCUGUUGGUGUUUCCAGCCCAGACGGAUCUGCACGACCACCCGCUGUACCAGGCCGGUCACCUCAUCCUACAAGACAAGGCCAGCUGUCUGCCAGCCACGCUGCUGGCCCCGCCCCCCGGCUCCCACGUCAUUGACGCCUGCGCUGCCCCAGGCAACAAAACCAGCCACCUGGCUGCUCUUCUCAAGAACCAGGGGAAGAUCUUUGCCUUUGACCUGGACGCUGGACGGCUGGCGGCCAUGGCCACCCUGCUGGCCCGGGCUGGGGUCUCGUGCUGCGAGCUGGCCGAGCGGGACUUCCUGGCAGUCUCGCCCUCUGACCAGCGCUACCGUCAGGUCCAGUACAUCUUGCUGGAUCCUUCUUGUAGUGGCUCUGGUAUGCUGACCAGACGGCUGGAGGAGCCCGGGGCGGACGCACCUAGCAAGGCGCGCUUGCAGGCCCUGGCCGGGUUCCAGCGGCGAGCACUGUGCCACGCGCUCACUUUCCCCUCCCUGCAGCGCCUGGUCUACUCCACCUGCUCCCUCUGCCAAGAGGAGAAUGAAGACGUGGUUCGGGACGCCCUGCAGCAGAACCCAGGGACCUUCAGGCUAGUCCCUGUCCUCCCCUCCUGGCCCCACCGUGGCCUCAGCACUUUUCCAGGGGCUGAACACUGCCUCCGGGCCUCCCCCGAGACCACGCUCACUGGUGGCUUCUUUGUCGCUGUAUUUGAACGGGCAGAGGUGCCAAGCUCAGUCUCCCCAGCUGAAGCAUUAGCACCAGAUCCGGCCCCCGGGGCCGCCCCACGGAAGAAGAGACGGCGCAGAGCAGCGGUCCCUGGCACGCCGCCCCUCGAGGAACAGGAAGGAAAGCGGUAGCCCUGAUUCUCCAGCUGGAGGGAGAGCAUGGACUCACCCGGCUGCCAGGCCCCUCCCCGGGCCGUGUUCUUGCUCAUGACAGUUCUGCCCACAGAAAUAAAAAGCAGGACAUGGUCGACGAUA